Molecule: messenger RNA, 1665 nt
Organism: Blepharisma stoltei
Lineage: Eukaryota; Ciliophora; Heterotrichea; Heterotrichida; Blepharismidae
Source: the annotation of a GenBank genome assembly
AUGCACUCAAGAAAGAAAAGGACACAGCCACCCACUCCAGAAGAGAUCGCCAAGGAAAAGGCAAGGCUCCAGAAAAUGCAGGAGCUCCACACAGCUGUGUUUGCCUCAAUGGAAGCCCAGGAUUUGUCAACUGACGCUUUUGAUUUAACAACAAGAGCUAUUCGGACCUCAUCAGAUAUUUAUACAUUUUUCAAUUAUCGUCGCCAAAUUUUGCUGAAACUUUUUGAGGAAACCCCUGAAGACCAGCUUCCAGCUUUAUUGAAAAAAGAAUUAGACUUAUUGGGCGGCAUCAUAAAAGAAUCUCCAAAAUCUUAUACUUUAUGGUUUCACCGACAAUGGAUUUUACAAAGGUGCAAAAAUCUUACUGAUAUUAUGGAGAGGGAACUGAAACUGUGUGAGUAUAUGCUAAAUAAGGAUAAUAGGAAUUUCCAUUGUUGGGAUUAUAGGACUUGGUUUGUGAAAUUUGCGGGGACUGAAAGUUUGCAGGAUGAGCUUUUGUUUACUGAUUCUAUGAUUUUAAGAGAUUUUUCAAAUUUUAGUGCCUGGCAUUAUAGAACAAAGGUAGUUAAACAGAUUUAUACAGGAGAAAUUCCAGAUGAGUUUGUUAGAAGUGAGCUGGGGAGACUGAAAAAUGCUUAUUUUACAUGCCCAAUGGAUCAGAGCAUAUGGAAUUAUCAUAGGUGGCUGCUAAAUCAAAAAGAGCCUAUUAUGAUAACUGGGAUAUCUCCUAGAGAGUUCGAAGAAACACCCAAAUGUUUUAUUAUUGGAUUUUCCCAUAAUAUCAAAGGAAUUAAUGAAAAUUCUAUUGGAGUUUCACAAGGCUGGGAGCCGCUACAGGGCACAUGGGAGCCUUUAUAUACACAGCCAUUUUCUUAUAUAUGAAAAUUCACCCCAUCUCAGUCUGCACCUGGAGAUAUAGAAUUCCGCUUAAGCCCUAUCAAUACAGAAUUAACUGAUAUUAAUGGUCAUAAAAAAUUGACAUCUCUUCAAUACAAGUUCAAGAAAACAGAAAAUAAAUCAGAAUUUUCAGUAGAAGGACAAGAAGAUGCCACAUUUUUUGAAAGUGAGCUUGAGUCGAUAGAUGAAUUGUUAAGAAUUGAAGAAGACGAUAGAUCUCAAGCUGUGCUUAGAAAAGCUCAAUUACUAGAAACCUUAUCUUUUAUGAAUUCAGAAAAAGGCAAUAUUGAUCAAAUUAUUGCUAGUUAUCAAGAAUUAAUUAGAAUUGACUAUAGAAGAGCUCCAUUUUACAGAGAGUCUUUGAGUGUGUAUCUUAUACACCAAUAAAUAUGCUUUUUUGCCUUGAGUGGCGCGGUACGGCGCCACUUCGGCAAGCUCCUUCUUCCAGUUGGCCGAGCCAACUCAGGUUGGUUCGGCCAACUAGAAUUGACAAGUCUCCCCAAAAGGCCUCACUUGUCAAUUCUCCAGUUGGCCGAACCAACCUGAGUUGGCUCGGCCAACUGGAAGAAGGAGCUUGCCGAAGUGGCGCCCAUACCGCGCCACUCAAGGCAAAAAGCUAUAGCUUAUAUCACAUUUAAAUAAAUUAUGUGUGAAGAGUGUUUAAAUAAAGUAUAUAACGCUAUAAAAAAUAAAUCAGCCGAAAGCAGUCCUAUAGUCAGCAGAAAAAUGCUCGCCAAAAUCCUAGGGUUUAUAGAUCUUAAUCAAUAA